Messenger RNA from Pleuronectes platessa (European plaice), 1952 nucleotides. Its product is annotated as sialoadhesin. The transcript has 9 exons. The record is from RefSeq and is a predicted model, not a curated record. Lineage: Eukaryota; Metazoa; Chordata; Actinopteri; Pleuronectiformes; Pleuronectidae. The coding region runs from base 175 to 1443 and encodes 422 amino acids.
AACUUCAAGAAGCUGUUUUCUGGCCUGUGUGAUAGUGAGCUAAUUGUUUUUACAUCCCCUUUCAAAGUGUGAAAACUUCCUUUUUCUGUAAAGUCUCAUUCUCGGAGUGAGGCUGUGUGUGACAGACUGAUACAAGUGGGUCCUCUGAGAAAUCCAGUUGUAGUCCCACAUGAGAUGGAGGCUCAGACAGUCACAUGGUUGGUUUUUCUGGCCCUAAUAAAAUAUGUUUCUACAAAUAAGCCUGGAAGUCCUACUGAAUACCCACCGACUAAACCUAAACUGUCUAUGAGUUCUGAGGUCACAGAAGGUCAAACCAUCACCAUCACCUGCACUACUGCAAGUUUCCCACAGUCAACUCUCACCUUGAUGAGGAUCAACACAAAUAAUCAGUUUAUAAAAAUCACUGAAACUAAUCUUAAUUCACGACCCAUCAACUCUCUCUCCCACACGUUUGUUGUGACUUCAUCCGACGCUGGCUGGUACUAUUGCCGUGCCCAGAACACUGAAGGCUCAGAGUACAGCAAGCAGAAGAAGUUGGUGGUGAAAUACCCGCCCACUGAACCUAUAUUGUCUAUGAGGUCUGAGGUCACAGAAGGUCAGACCAUCACCAUCAGCUGUGAUGCUGAAAGUUUCCCACAGUCAACUCUCACCUUGAUGAGGAUCAACACAAAUAAUCAGUCUUUAAUAAUCACUGAAAAUAAUCUUUAUUCACGACCCAUCAACUCUCUCUACCACAAGAUUACUGUGACUUCAUCCGACGCUGGCUGGUACUUCUGCCGUGCCCAGAACACUGAGGGCUCAAAGGACAGCAAGCAGAAGAAGUUGGUGGUGAAAUUUUCUCCAAAACACACACACAUCACGGAGUCGGCAGAGAAGCAGGAGCUUGACGGGAGGAGCUCCGUGAUGCUGAGCUGCUUCAGUCACAGCUUUCCCCCAGUCCAACACUACUCAUGGUACAGGAAGAGUCAGGGAGAGGAAAAGGAUGAACUUGUGUCAGAGCAUCAAAACCACAUUGUCUACUCAAACCAGUCAGGAGUCUACUACUGCAUCGCACAAAAUGAAGUAGAUCAAAGUUUGUCUGAUCCCGUCCAUCUGUUUGAACGAGACUAUCUGGAGAACCUGAGGUUCCUCGUUGUUGCUCUACUUCUCCUGAUGAUUAUCAGUGUAAUUGUCGUAAAUUUAAGAUACUGGAGGAAAUCUGUUCAACAAGGAACAACAAACACCAAAUCCCCUUCUGGUUUAUCGAAUGAACCAGAGAGCCUGCAAGACUAUGAAAACAUUAGUGAUGCAGCUGCACGUGCACCAACAUCUUCAAAUCUAUUGGACGACCACACCAGUGAAGGUGAAGUGGAGCUGAACUUUCCACAGGUGAGAUUCACAGCGACGCCCCGACGUCAGACGACCAACAGAGACUCCAGCAGCUCACACCAAGAUGAGAGUUAAUACUCUGACGUCAGGAUUUGACCCGAGAUGUUCUCGUCCUGCUUUUUACAGCUACCUCGGGCCUGAGGAAGUUUAUAUUCACAAUAAGUCAUCACAGAGAGUCUGAAGAGUUCACGAGUUAAGCAAAGUAGGUCGUAAUCUUAAAACUAGUUAGCAAGAAGCAACAGAAGUUAUAAUACUGAGCUAAAAUAUAAUAUAUAAAUAUUUGAAAGUGUUAAUUAAAGGCUCUGGGGAAAAAAGUUAACUCUGUAAAAUGUGAGGGAAAAACGGUUAAAUCCCUCUUUAGCAACUUAAAAUGUAAAUAAUGUGAGAGUAAAAUGAUUGUAUUAGUAACUUUUUAUAUAUUCUAUAUAUAAAUGACAUGCAGUUAGAUAAGAAAUGCUGAGAAUCACUGCUGAAUGUAUUUUUUUGUGCUUUCCAGUGUUUGAACUUAAUCCAAACCCACACACCUGAAAUGUAAAUAUCCUGUAGCUCAAAAUAAAAUGAAAUAUGUUGGAACAAGUGAUGAA